AAAAAAAAGGUUAUUUUGGGAGAUUUUGUGCCUCAAAUGGAGGUGGAGUGACGCCCCCCUAUGGCCUGCUCGUCAGGACGGGUCUGGUGAGAAUCACAUGAUAAGGUGAUGAUCUGGAACAUUUAAGAGGGAUAUAUAAAUACACACACCCACUUUUCUCCUCAUACACAAAAUUAGAUACUGUAUACGACUGCAUGUAUCGAAUAAAAUGAAUACAAAUCAACUAUUACAUCCAUUACAUGUGCUAUAUAUUUAUAAUUAGCUUUACAGUUUGCUGACUGUGCGUUGCCAGAAGCUCGGCCUUUAAACUUUAUUUUGAAGGCGCCCCCUUCAACUGGAAGUCUUUUAUUUUGUUCCUCAUGAACCACGGGCAGCUUGUGCGGAAGUUGAACCCAGCACUAGUUGAAGGAGAACGAAACGCUUCUUCUUCUUCUUCUUCGUCUUGUUCUUUCUUUUUUUUUUCCUUCCUUCUUUUUCGGCCCUAAACCGCAACUUCCACCUUCCCGCAGAGGAACCGCCUUUUCCCGCGGAGCCUCCGCCCAUCUUCAGCCGACCUCCGAGCUCCUCCGUCGGCCUCGGGACUUGCGGGCGAUGGCUCGGCCGAGCCACGGCGAUCACGUCCUCCAGCAACUGAACAACCAGCGCGAGUGGGGCUUCCUGUGCGACUGCCUCAUCGCCAUUGGCGACAUCUACUUCCGGGCACACAAGGCCGUGCUGGCGGCCUGCAGCUCCUACUUCCGUAUGAUGUUCAUCCGCGACCAGCAGGGGGCGGCACGCCUGGACCUUAGCAACAUGCAGAUCAGUGCAGAGUGCUUCGAUCUGAUCCUGCAGCUCAUGUAUCUGGGACGCAUCGCGGCGGGGAGCUUUAACUUCGACGACCUCAAAGCGUCCAUGAUCUACCUGCAGAUGUACUACAUCCCCGACUCACUGGACGACCUGCGCGACAUCCGGGGCGCGUCCAACCUGACGCCGUCCUCGUCCGAGUGCUCGACGGCGGCGGCCGCCUGCGGGAAGAUGUUGUUCGGCGUUCGGAUGUACGAGCGGCAGAGGCCCGCCGCCGCUCAAGAUCCUGCCGACAGCGGCAAAAAAGUCUGCGGCUCUGCCAGGUACCUGGGCGUGCCGCCUGCGACCGAGGAAGCACCCAGCGCUGCCGUCCUCCCGAGCGUGGUGGACGGUGGGCAUACAGCGGAGCAACCGUGCGACCUGAGGAAGCGAAGUGUAGGAAGGAGCUCGGCCCUGAGGGAACGCCCUCGAUUCGGUCGCACCUUCACCUGUGACGACUGCGGCUUCGUCUUCAGCUGCGAAAAGCUUCUGAUCGAGCAUAUCCUCACCUGCACCAACCGCAAGACCUUCGCGCCCGCCCGCAGCCCAGAUGGCGACGACGACUCCGCCAAGGCCGAGAGCUCCGCUUCGGACAGCGCUGAAGAGCGCCGGAUGCUCGCCGACCUGCGCUCGGUCGCGGCGGGGCCGAGCGGCGGCGCGGGAUCCGCCUGCCGUGUUUCCAUCAAGACGGAACCCGGGGACGACCUCCGCCUGGAGGAGCGGGAGGCGGGCGCGGUUGUCGCACCGUGCGGGGUCGGGGUGCCAGACGACGAGGACCGCGAGGCGGUGCCUGGCGUCUCCGGCGUGGAGAAGGCAGCCGGCCGUUGCUUCAGUGCCAUGUCGGGAAGCGACUCCUCUGCCACGUCGCCCGAUGUUUUUGCGGUGAAAGAGGAGAGCACGGACGGCGCCCCGUGCGAGCUGUGCGGGGCUCCGCUGAGCGAGGACGACAAGUCGGCGCACUACCUGUCCAGCCACCUGGGCCACAUCUGCGCCUGCGGACGCUGCGGCCAAGUGCUGAUCAAGGGCCGGCAGCUCCAGGAGCACGCCGAGCGCUGCGGCGAGUCGGACGAGGCCGACGAGCCGCCCGGCGCCGAGCUGGCCUGCCCUCACUGCGGCCUGCCCUUCCAGAGCGAGAGCCUGGCGCUGGAGCACGCCCUCUCCUGCCCCCAUGAGGCCGAGGCCUUCCGGCCGGGUGGCGGGGGCGGGGGCGGCGGCGGAGGCCCCGACCACCGACGCAAGCAUUUCUGCGCCAUCUGCGGCAAAGGCUUCUUCCAGCGCUGCCACCUGCGCGAGCACUACACGGUGCACACCAAGGAGAAGCAGUUUACCUGCCAGACGUGCGGCAAGCGCUUCCUGCGUGAGCGGCAGCUGCGCCUGCACACGGACAUGCACCGCGGCGUGGCGCGCUACGUGUGCCCCGUGUGCGAGCAGGGCACCUUCCUCAAGCACGACCACGUGCGCCACAUGAUCUCGCACCUGACGGCCGGCGAGACCAUCUGCCAAGUGUGCUUCCAGAUCUUCCCAGGCGGCGAGCAGCUGGAGGAGCACAUGGACGUGCACCUCUACGUGUGCGGCGUGUGCGGAGACAAGUUCCGCCUGCGCAAGGACAUGCGCACGCACUACAACCUCCAGCACACCAAGAGGCUGUAGACCGCCUGUUCGGGGGAUCCCGAACGCCGCUAGGAAGAAACGGUACGUUGAUUUCAGGGUUGUAUUUGUCCUGUGACCCAGCUCAAGAGUCGAUCUCAAGGCAAUGCUUUACAAACGUCGUCAAUACGGGUGACGGCGGCCACAGUGACGCUCCCUCGAAAGCCUCAGGCGGAUACUGACGCUGCAAUGACAUUUUUUUUUUUUAAAUCUGCACUUUGAACCCUCAUCUUCCCACGCUCCUGAUCGGUAGACGUGUUGUGGGGGCGGGGCCGAGACAUCGGACGAAACGGGAUUCCUUGUGGACUUGAAAGUGUUGCCUUGCUGUUGCCGCCACUGCCGAUGAUGAUGAUGAUGGUGGUUGUUGACGACGGCUCAUCAACUGAACUGACCUGAGCUCGGAGGCGGUCCCGUUGUGCUGCCGGACCCGAACGGACCAUCGAGAGUGUUCACUUUGGCGACAUUUGGAAUAAACAACUGCACACCUUGCAAAA
Hippocampus comes (tiger tail seahorse) is the source of this 2963-nucleotide messenger RNA. RefSeq names its product zinc finger and BTB domain containing 1 (gene zbtb1). Gene Ontology annotation, biological process: regulation of transcription by RNA polymerase II. The record is from RefSeq and is a predicted model, not a curated record. Gene Ontology annotation, cellular component: nucleus. The coding region runs from base 592 to 2472 and encodes 626 amino acids. NCBI's taxonomy places the organism in Eukaryota, Metazoa, Chordata, Actinopteri, Syngnathiformes, Syngnathidae. Gene Ontology annotation, molecular function: protein binding; DNA-binding transcription factor activity, RNA polymerase II-specific. The transcript is spliced from 3 exons.